Hylaeus anthracinus is the source of this 2238-nucleotide messenger RNA. RefSeq lists its product as uncharacterized. The transcript is spliced from 13 exons. The record is from RefSeq and is a predicted model, not a curated record. Lineage: Eukaryota; Metazoa; Arthropoda; Insecta; Hymenoptera; Colletidae. Bases 1 to 2235 code for a protein of 744 amino acids.
AUGACUUGCGUUAUUUUAGGUGAUGUAUCGAAUGCUGUGCAAAAUCUAUAUUGCGAACUUGGGUUGAACAAUGAUAAUUUGUGUCCUGUCGACGGUGGGUGGACUUCUUGGAAUCUGUGGGGAUCCUGUUCUGGAAAAUGUGGAUUUAAAGGCAAAAGGACCAGAUACCGUACUUGUAAUAAUCCGCUACCUUCUAAAAAUGGUGGUCCCUGCAUCGGUCCAAGUUAUCAAAUCGAGAGCUGUGAAAUUACUGGAUGUACGAUGAACGAUUAUGAAUAUGCCGUUCGUAAUCAUUCCAUACGGAAAGGAGAAAUGAAAAUUGUAAAGGAGAUUCAUAAACGGUUACCUGCUCUGAUCGAACUGUGUUUCUCUAUUGAUUGUACAUUCUUCCUUGUAAAGAAAAUUCUUGGAAGUAACGCGAUGCAUUAUUGGAAUGCUAUGAACUGCGUCAAAUACGAUGUCGGAUGUCCAAGACACGGAGGCUGGAAUAGCUGGGGAGCUUGGUCAUCGUGCAGUGCCAAUUGCGGUAGAGGUCAAAAGUAUCGUACGCGAAUCUGUGACAGUCCUAUACCAUCGCGUACUGAGUUAACGUGUGUCGGUCCAGCUUUCGAAUUGAAAAGCUGCAUAGGAUUCGAUUGCAAGAAACACUCGAUGGGAACAUGGACUAAUUGGAGUAAAUGGAGCAUGUGCAACGUACAAUGCGGUAAUGGUAUUCAAAUACGAAAACGUUCGUGUUCAGGAAUACAGAAAACACAGGACACCUCGUGCGAAGGUUCAACUAGAGAUAUAAAAGGUUGCAGUAUUAAGAAUUGUUCCGUAAACGGUAUGUGGUCCUCGUGGACAGUUUGGACAUUUUGUUCUUCGAGUUGUGGUAUAGGUACGCAAUUCAGAAACAGAAUGUGUAGCAAUCCUUCGCCAAGCGGCAAUGGCAUAUCCUGUUUUGGCUCUGCUUCUGAAAUUCGUCAGUGUUUUAAUAAACCAUGUAUAGUGAAAUCGCACGAAGUAGCACAUUUCACAGAAAGAAGUAGUCUUCUUUAUACUAUAAACGGAAAAUCUUCACGGUUGCUUCAUAUGUAUUUGAGAUUUUUACCAUUGGCACCAUUUGGAGUGCUCGUUUAUCGAACUGAAAAUAAUUGUAAAGGAUCAAUGUGCGAUUUUGUGAAACUGUCUUUACAGAAUGGAAAAAUAGUGCUACUAUCUGAAAUUUCUGGCUGUACAUUGGGUUUAGUUUACGAAGACAAACUAGAAAUUGGAAAGUGGCAUAUGAUAUUAGCUGCAAUAUAUGGAACGCGUGGUGUUUUAAGCGUUAACGAUGGUCUUCAUAAAAUUUCUACAUUUUCGUGUAUUCCGACAUUAUAUAAUUUAGAUCAUACAAUGAAAGUAGGAGAAGGAUUCCGAGGUCAAAUUCAAGAAAUAGCCAUUAAUUUCGCGCCGAUUCAACUCCGUGUGCCCAAAGAGGAAUACAAUCAAAAGCACGCAAGCGUUCCUUCCGUUAGUAAUAACGUACAAUAUUCAAUGGGAGAUGACGAAGAAGGUUUCAUUUAUGUUAGUUUAACAGAAUCAAUUGCUGCACCGUGUCCAAAGAAUAUGGAAUUUUGGCAAAUCACAUUUGCAAUAAAAGCAGAAAAUACAAAUGGUAUUGUAGCAAUUAUACCAGACGAUACCUUGAACAAGUAUAUCUUACUACUGUUAGAAGAAGGAAAAGUAAAACUUAAAUUUCAUCAGGGAGCAAUUCAUGUCUCAGCUGAGAGUACAGAACAUAUUUUGAUAGGAGAGUGGUUCGAGGUAGUGGUGGUUCAAGAUGGUAGAAAUCUAUACAUGCAAAUUAACGGAAAUGAAAAAAUAUAUAUACCGUCGAUUUCGGAAAAAAUGAUUACAACUGCGAGUAACAUAAUCAUAGGUGCUAUACGUGACGAGAUUAGGGAAAAAACAUGUCCUAAAUGUAUAGAAAUACCACAAAUGAGUUUUAUUCUUGGAUACCUUAAUGUAGAUGGGUAUGAUGUAGAUCUUCUAUCAUUACCAGUUUUAGACACGUCGAGUAAACGUUUUGCGAGCCGCACUAUUAGUAUAUCUGACUAUUAUGAAGAAAUGUCGUUACUAUUAGGACAACAGCUCAAGAUAUCGUGCUUCUACGAUACAAUUCCUCGUGAAAAGGAAAUGCAUACAUUUCCUAAAAAAACAUAUACUACAUGGUUAUUAAUGGAUAAAUUAUUGCUAUUUUAUGGAAAGAAGUAAACU